AUGCCUUUUGUAAACAUAAAGAAGCAAUAUAUAGCAAUCGGCAUGUUAGUUUUUGUUGCUUUAUUUUUCUUCAAUACUCGACCGGCUUUCCAGUGCCAGAUAACUCAGGAAGUGAAUACAUACUUGCCUACAAUUUAUGGAAUUACACCAACCUAUGCCCGACUUGCACAAAAGGCUGAUCUCACAAGAUUAUCACAGACACUUAUGUUAGUUCGAAAUUUUCACUGGGUUAUUAUUGAAGAUUCUGAAACUAAAACUAAGCUUGUUGAGAAUCUAUUAAAAGAAUCUACAUUAAAAUACACUCACCUCAAUGUCAAGACGCAGAAAUCAAAACAUUCCACUGCAAGUGGUGUCGAGCAAAGAAAUGCAGCUUUGAGCUGGCUUCGAGAUCAUUUACGGCAAGCAGAAGACAAAAAGGGUGUUGUAUACUUUAUGGAUGACGACAAUACCUAUGCAUUAAAAGUCUUUGAUGAGAUGCGAAAAAUUAAGAAAGUCGGCGUUUGGCCCGUCGGAAUCGUUGGUGGUAUGAGAGUGGAGAUGCCUUUAGUCACCGACGGGAAGGUGACCGGCUUCAAUGCAGUUUGGAAGUCAUUUAGACCAUUCCCAAUUGACAUGGCUGGUUUUGCAAUUAAUGCAACGUUGUUUUUGAACCAUCCAGAGGCGAAAUUCUCGAGGAAAGUCCAAUCUGGUUUUCAGGAAAGCGAGAUACUGAAGUACUUCACCACUCGAGAGGAAUUAGAACCUUUGGCCGACAACUGCACUAAAGUAUACGCUUGGCACACGCGAACCCAAAAACCCUCAAUAACGAACCCCAAAAAAUUAAAAACCCCACCCAUACCCGACGAUCAUAUCGAGGUUUGA
Messenger RNA from Pieris macdunnoughi, 861 nucleotides. The record is from the annotation of a GenBank genome assembly. NCBI's taxonomy places the organism in Eukaryota, Metazoa, Arthropoda, Insecta, Lepidoptera, Pieridae.